Molecule: messenger RNA, 396 nt
Organism: Cooperia oncophora
Lineage: Eukaryota; Metazoa; Nematoda; Chromadorea; Rhabditida; Trichostrongylidae
Source: the annotation of a GenBank genome assembly
AUGCUAGGCGAUAUCCAACUAAAGGAUGAGAGCGAUCCUGACGUCGAUGAGGCAAAUUUGACGCAUGCCUAUCAAACAGCUGAACGAUUACGCAAAUCCCAUCCAGACAAACCAUGGAUGCACUUGGCAGGACUGAUUCAUGAUCUUGGAAAAGUGAUGAGUGUCUGGGGAGAGGAACAGUGGGCGGUUACGGGUGAUACCUAUCCUGUUGGCUGCAAACCGUCAGAGACGAUUGUCUUCGGUAUCAGUAGUUUUGAAGGGAAUCCAGACAUGAAGAACCCAAAAUAUAAUACCGAACUCGGCAUGUAUAGCGCAGGAAUCGGAUUCGAAAACUUGAAGAUGUGCUGGAGUCAUGAUGAAUACAUGUACCAGGUACCAAUUUUGUGUAUACUCUAA